Messenger RNA from Amyelois transitella, 4396 nucleotides. RefSeq names its product coronin-2B. Gene Ontology annotation, molecular function: actin filament binding. The coding region runs from base 270 to 1970 and encodes 566 amino acids. Gene Ontology annotation, biological process: actin filament organization. The transcript has 13 exons. The record is from RefSeq and is a predicted model, not a curated record. Lineage: Eukaryota; Metazoa; Arthropoda; Insecta; Lepidoptera; Pyralidae.
CUUUUGAAGAUUAUGCCUCCCGUAAAGGAUGAAUCAAUAAGAGAAGCUAAUUGUUUGGAAAUCAUAAACAUUUCUGAAAAGAGUCCCGGAAAAAAUAGCGCAUUGGUAGAUGUGAGAGCGUGCAACAAACCUGCUACUAAGUGUUAAGUUACAGUGCGUCAUGUGGUGGGCAGCUGAUUCUUGUGCUAUUAUUUGUGUAAAUGAUAAUUUGUAAAAUGCACAAAACUGUAUAGUUUCGGAGUUCGCCUGUACGUAAAUUAGUGCAUUGCAUGCCUUCAGUAUUGCACCCGAAACGCGGCGACAUGACUAAUUCACAGGUAUGGUUCCGUGGCGUGAGGAGUUCCAAAUUCCGCCACGUGUACGGGGUGUCAUUCAAAAGGGAGCGAUGCUAUGACAAUAUAAAGAUAACGCGGAACGCGCAUGACUCCAACUUUUGCGCAGUCAACCCCAAGUUUGUAGCCAUCGUCACGGAAGUAGCUGGUGGUGGCGCAUUCUUAGUACUGCCAUUGGAUCAUACUGGCCGUCUUGAUUUCAACGCCAGCCGUGUGACUGGCCACAAAGGCCCGGUCCUCGAUAUCAAGUGGAAUCCGUUCAACGAUAACAUCAUCGCAUCAUGUUCCGAUGACUGCACGGUAAAACUAUGGCACAUACCAGACGGAGGUCUGUCUAUGCACUUGACGGACUGGCUGGUGGAGUUGCACGGUCACAAGCGUCGCGUGGCGUAUAUAGAGUGGCAUCCCACCGCGGAGAACAUACUGCUGAGUGCCGGAUUCGAUUACCUGAUCUUCGUAUGGGACGUCGGCAAAGGUGAAGCGGUAAAAGUGAUCGACUGUCACAGUGACGUCAUAUACUGCAUGUCCUUCAACCGCGACGGCUCCCUCUUGGCGACCACCAGCAAAGACAAGAAGCUGAGGAUCAUCGAGCCGAGGAGGGGGAUCGUACUCUCUGAAGGCCCCUGCCACCAAGGCACUAAAGCUUCAAAGUGCACAUUUCUCGGGGACCAGGGGAAAGUGCUCACUACGGGCUUCUCUCGGUACAGCGACCGGCAGUACGCGGUGUGGGACCAACAUGACUUGUCCAAGCCGCUCGUGUGCGAGACCAUAGACAGCUCGUCUGGAGUCGUGUUCCCGUAUUACGACUAUGAUACUAACAUGGUUUACCUUGCGGGUAAGGGCGAUGGGAACAUCCGCUAUUAUGAAGUUGUAGACGAUCCGCCGUACGUGCAUUUCCUCAACCAGUUCCUUUCUGGUAACCCACAGAGAGGGCUAGGCUUCAUGCCGAAGCGUGGAGUCAACACGGCCAUUUGCGAAGUGUUCCGCUUCUACAAACUGCACACGUCGAGGGGACUUUGUGAACCUAUCUCCAUGAUUGUACCGAGGAAAUCUGACUGCUUCCAGGAGGACCUGUACCCGGACACGGCGGCGCCCGCGCCGGCGCUGCGCGCGCGCGACUGGCUGGCCGGCCUCAACGCGCCGCCCGCGCUCAUCAGCAUGAAGACCGGCGUAACAAUAUCAACGCACAAGCCACGCUCAAACAACAACGCGCCGGCGAUGCAACCACAAGACGCUAACAACAGGAAGAAGUUCGCGUUCCUGUCGCGAGAAACCACGCCCGAUUACCGUCCCCUGGGAACGUGGCAGCCGAACGAUAAUCACGUUAACGAAAACGAUAACAAUAUCGCUAUAACUGAGAAGUCACAGAAGACGACUGCCAAUCAAAACACGAAAUUCCAUCAGCUUCAAAAAAUGUUUGGCAAACAGACCGGGGACGCUGAACCUGUACCGCUCUACAAGCAGAUCAACCAGGGAGACGUUUUUAGCACUGAACAUGAGUUACGCCUAGCGUUCAACCGCCAAGGCGAAGAGUUGAGGAUCGUCAAGCGACAGCUUCAAAACAGUCAGCAAAGAGUUAGAGAGUUAGAACAACAUGUGGCCGCUUUACAGGCGAAGCUUCAACGGGACGGCUCAUAGAUCAGGGAAUGUGAAUGAUCAGUCGCUUUACUAUCAAAGACGUUUAGAGAAACGGCCAUUUUGUAUCUCUGAUCUGUACAGCUGGGCUUAUCCAAUUCUUUCUAUGACUUUGGUUAGCUUAUAGGUAGAAACAGAGGUACCGAUGUCACACAUACGCCUUGUGAACGCUCGUAAGUACUAUUACAAAAAUAUAAUUCAAAAUUUACAUCUAGGAAGACUUGGGAUCCUAUUUUACUCAAUUUGUACUUGACCCGAGAUUGAUAUGAGACAGCGAUACAAAAUGGCCGAUUUUAUAAGUUUUUGAUUGAAGCGGUGUAAAGUUUAUAUUGCGGGCGUAUUUUUUGCUUCGUGACGUCGCAACUCGGCUAUUGUGAUUGAUAAGAUUUAAGGUUAUAGAAGUGAUUUCAAGUUAGUACGAACAUUUGAUAAAAAUAUCAUGUUCUCAGUAAAAAGAUGAUGUUUUGAGAUAAAAGCAUAAUGAACCCACCAUGAGCCUAAAAGUGGCAAUUAAAAAUGUAAUUCGAAAUUGUGGCUGCCUCGCUUAGCUAUUCGCGUUUGAUAUUUAGUCGCUAAUUGUUAGUAUCUUACGGUUUGACAUACAAUAUUGAAAUGCGUUUAAAUAAUGAUCUGAAUAUUUUUUCGAUUACGAUCGUGUUUUCUUACAAAGUUUUAAUGGCUUCUGUAUUAUUGAUGAUAGUUUAACAAAAUACGUCAGAGCUUCAUGUCAGCAGCUGUCUGUGAGAAAUUGUUUUUAUAUUUUUAAAGUAUCGGUAUAACAUUUGAGUAACCUAUGAUCAGAUAUCAAGGAAUAUUAUGCCAUACCUUUCGCAAGUGGCCUAAUUGAUACUUACAUUUAUCUCAUUGCUACAUAAAUAAAAUCAUGUUUUCAAUUGAAUUCAAUCAAAAUCAUUUAAAAUCAAUGGUCACAAGGAAAGAGUACAAGUUUUUAAUAUUAAUUUGUUCGAACCCGUAUCAAUAAUAAAUGUUAGAAAACUUAUAGGUUAUUAUUAUCGCGUUAGAUGAUUGAGAUUUGAAUUUAAUUUUCAAUGCAUUACCACGGUAGGUUCUACUGCUAGAAAAACAAAAUUGGAUGUCUAUGUGCAGCAUACUUUACCAAUUUUUGAUAUAUCGAACGUAAAGCAUUUUAAUAAACCCCACUUAGUUUUAGCCAUAUAGAAGCUAACUAAUGCUUUGCAGGCCAAUUUAUCACAAUGCAAUGCUCAAUAUUAUAAGGGUUUUCGCGAAUCAACAGUAUUAGAUUCAACAUUGGGAUCAAAAUUUAGACAUUCCGAGAAAGAUAUUUUCGUAAGAGCAUUUAGCGAGUUGCCAAAAAUGUAUUGCAGAUUUUAAUUGUUUCGUAAUAAAAUGUAUAUUUACUAAGGAUUUAAGUUGUAAACAGGCCUAGUUUACUCUGGAUAUGCGGUAAGGGUUUUAGAAAUUGUUUCUAACAGUAGAAAUGUUUCGUCAAAUCUACAAUUCACUUAUUUUGUCGGUUCGACGAAAAUAGGAUUAGGUUUCUAGGAAAGCAAUUUGUGAUAAAUCCAUGACAUGUUUGCCCGUCACAAAAUGUUUUGUCACAACAUCGAUAUAUUUUGUAUUAAGUUUUUAAAUAAUGUGCAAUGAAAUUCAGGGUUUUGAUAAUUUUACGUUAUUCCGUUUGCUAGCAAGCACCUUUUUAUUGAAGCACGACAUUUGGAUUAUAUUCCCAGUUUUAUGAAUUUAGUUGACAUCUUGUUAGUGAUUUUAAAUAGUCUGAUUUACAUUAUUGUGUAAACAUGUGUUACCUGUUAUUUUAUGAAUUGUGUUUACUAUUUUUAGGACGAUAUAAAAGGAAUCCGCGUCUUAUUAUAAUGUAUUUUUUGUAUGUUUUGGAAGAUCGAGAAUGGAAAGAAAUUGUACAAAAAAGUUACCUGAACUUUUUCUGUACAUAAUAGCGCUAAGAUUCGGUAGCAUCUAUUGAGGGCAGAUCUCGGGUGCUAGAGCCUUUUUUCACUAAUAGUGUUUACGUUUGAUGGUUUGUUUGUGGCAGUUUGAAUGGAAUCCAUUCAGUGAUUAAUUCUGUUAUUUGAUGCGCCAUUUGAAUAAAUAUGUAUUGCGCCUUAUGUAUCGAUCCCGGCGAAGCUAAAACGAAAGAAAUCUUAUAACUUGAAUUCCGAAUCGCACAUUUAUAGGUACGUUAUGUAAUUGGAAGAUAACCUAUUCAUAAUUUGAAUGUAGGCACGAAAUUACAUCGUGCAGUCUUAACACGUGUAAUAUAUUUUUGACAUUCCAUAUUCAAGCAAAAUGUUAGUAUGGUAAGUGAAAAUGAAAGUAUUAUUGUGCAUUAGCUGGAUUAUAAUUAUGUGGCUAAGUCGGUGUUAAUAUUUAUUAUGUAUUUUUAUAUCAUGCUUAUGUAGCACAAAUUUUCAAUAAAUGUUUGAACAGUA